AUAUGGCCGAUCUGUGAACCGCUUGGGUAACUUAUGCUUCUUUCGUCUGCACGCGCACACACCAGCGAGAAAGCUAUUUUCUUUGGGGGUCUAUGAAAAGAAUGCCGAUGAAGACGGGAGACGGAGAUUCGAGCGGUAUUCCAUCCAACGUCCCUGCGUUUUUAGUGAAAUUGUGGAAGCUGGUUGAAGAUCCACAAUACGAAGAGCACAUUUCAUGGAACAAGAAUGGAACCGGAUUCCUGGUCCACGAUCAGGCUACGUUUGCACGCGAAAUCCUUCCCAAGUAUUUCAAGCACAAUAACUUUGCAAGCUUCGUUCGCCAGCUGAAUAUGUAUGGGUUUCGAAAAGUCAUUGGUGCUGAGCAAGGAGGUCUGCGAUCAGAGAAGGAUGAGUGGGAAUUUUUUAAUGGAAAUUUCAACAAGUAUCAUCCUGAAUUGUUGGAGAAUGUCAAGAGAAAGGUUUGUGCAUUGUUCAAAGUCAGCAAAUGCUGUGAUUUUUUUCUGGUGACAGCAAGUUCAUUUUGACAAACUUAAACAUAC
This is a messenger RNA of Orbicella faveolata, 539 nucleotides long. RefSeq names its product heat shock factor protein 1-like. The record is from RefSeq and is a predicted model, not a curated record. Lineage: Eukaryota; Metazoa; Cnidaria; Anthozoa; Scleractinia; Merulinidae. Gene Ontology annotation, biological process: regulation of DNA-templated transcription. Gene Ontology annotation, molecular function: sequence-specific DNA binding; DNA-binding transcription factor activity.